CAAGUGCUGCUCUUAUUUGUUGACUUCUGUUAAAGUAACUGCUGGUCAGUGAUGUGAAACUGCCUCAGAUCACGAGUAACACGAUGGCUUUGGAUCUUUGUUAACUUGAUAGCUCUUUCACAGCAUGGAAAGACUUCAGAUGAGAAAUACAAUGUAACAGGAUUUUCUUAAGGUGGAAGGUCUGUCCCUCUUCUGUGGUACAGACUGCAUUCUCCCAACUUGAUGUGGCGGUACCUUCGGUAUCUUCUCUUGGACUGUUGGCAUGACGAGGGUUACUUCGCAACAGGAGGUUAUGAAAGUGAGGACGAGAAUGAUAAUACAGAGGGCAUCUCAAAGGAUCCCAUAUCCUUUCAGCCCAUGGGAUCAGAGCGGAUGGAGAUGCGAAAGAGGCAGAUGUCGGUGCAGCAGGAUUCGGUGGCGGGGACCACAGCACUGGUGCAGAAUGAACAGCCCGGCCAAGGGAACCAUGGCUCCAAUGCCUGCUGCUUCUGCUGGUGCUGUUGCUGCAGCUGCUGUUGGAAUGAAGACAGAGAGGAGAGGAACCGAAGAGCCUCAUAUGAUUUUAAAGCAGAGGGAAAUGCAGACUUUGAGGAGAGUCAGAAACCUUCUGUCGAAGAUGUGCGCUCAUGGGGGCAAUCCUUCGACAAGCUGAUGCUGUGCCCCAGUGGAAGAAGUGCUUUUCGGCAGUUUCUGCGCACCGAGUUCAGUGAGGAAAACAUGCUCUUUUGGUUGGCUUGUGAAGAUUUCACCAAGGAAACCAAUAAGAGCAUUAUCGAGGAGAAGGCGCGGGUUAUAUAUGAAGACUACAUCUCCAUUCUCUCACCCAAAGAGGUGAGCCUUGACUCUAGAGUUCGGGAAGUUAUAAACAGGAAUAUGCAGGAGCCAUCAUCGCACACAUUUGAUGAUGCGCAGCUCCAGAUAUACACGCUAAUGCAAAGAGACUCAUAUCCUCGAUUCAUGAACUCCCCAGUCUACAUAAGCUUAAUGAAUACAGUCUCUGAGCAGUCGGUGGAAUCUUAGAUCUCUGUGAUUCUGGUUGAAUGCACCCCCCAUAUCUUUUGUUUGUUACCUUUCCUUGCAUAGAAUAUGUUUAAAAGGACCUCAGUAUGGGUCCUCCCAGGGAUUUUUCUGCUAUAGCGAUCUGUACCUGACAAAAAGACACUCAGGUCUCCAGGUCACUGGAUUAAAAAAAAAAAACCUCAAAUCUCCUGAGGGCUCCUCACCACAAGUACUGCUACAGAUCAGCAUAGCAAGAUGCUCCAAAGGAUAAUAAUCUUUUUUAUUUGUGUUGAAGUUUCAUAUAAUUAUUUUUUGUAUUAAUGUUUGAAGGACAAUGUGAUAACAAUUGUGUGCUAUAUAUUGUAUAUACAGUAGAUAUAUUUAUGAAUUUGUAUUAUAUUUCUUAAACUUUUUUUUCUUGUGUUACAAUAUUUCAAGAAAAGGGACUUAUGGGUACACAGUAUUACCCAUUUCUGAAUAGUGCGUAUAAGAAUCAAAGCUCAAAUCAAAGCAACACUUCAACUGUACACAGAGGACACUCUGUGAUACACUAUUGUUUCAGCUACUUCACUAACUACUCCCUGUUAUAAUGACUUGGCAUCUCCAAUGGAAAAUUAAUAUUAUCUGCCAUAUCACAGGCAUGGCUUUAGUUUGAAAUCAGUGUUAAAGGCUGAGACUGAAGUAAGGUAAAGAAAAAAACCACAUUUAAAUACAAAAGGAUAAAAUGAAGACAUCAUGGAUAGGAAAGAUCAUGUCACAAACUCUUUGACACAAAUAGAUGAAUAUGGAAUAUUGUCAGACAUUAUAUCUCAAAAGGCACCAGAAAAUUUGUUUCCCCUGAUUUCGUAUUCCACAAGGCAAUAGCAAGCAGUAUAUACUGUAUUUACAGAAAUAUCUGUAUCAUUAAAUUAUUCCCAUGCUGCACCCAGAAUGAGCAGCUAAGAGAUGGUUGAACAUGACUAUUCCUUGCAUGUCCUCAACCCAAAGAUACUUUAAAAGACAUUUCUAUAUUUAGCUCUGAAUGGACCCUUAUGAGUAGAUGACACCAAAGUAAACAAGUCCAGUAAAACUGUGUGAUGAGCCUUUUCCUCCAAUAGAACUGACUAGAAUUGGAGCUGCCAAGUUCUUACUAUAUUUUAAGUUCUGUGAAUUACUUUGUUGCCUGAAUUUUGAUGUCGCUCAAAGACAAGAUCCUCACUUGGGGAAGUGCCUUGACAUUCAAUUUUGUGACAUCUCUUCUUUUUUUUUUUUUGGCAAUAGUUGAUUUAAACUGUUGCCACAUAUGAAGACUCUGGGCCUUUGAUCAAUUCAUGAGAUGACACAGUGACUUCUGAAUUAAACCAUUGCACUUUAGUUUUGAAGAGGAAACAAACACCAUCAGUUUUAUUGAGUGCUGAAGUCACCAUAUUUAAGCAGGUUUGUUUGUUUAUCAGGUAAAGAAAUUAUUAGAUUAUUAUCUGAGGCCAAACGUCUAUCUACCAACAUGUAUUUCAUGGUGGUGAUUCUACUUGUCUUAGACUUAAUAUGUGCAAUUGAUAUGUGCAAUUGGAUUCACAUAGAUCAACCUCAUACACAAUCUAAGACAAUGGAUUGGAGUUAUACUGCCUAUAAGUGUUUUUUUUUUUUUUUUUUUUUUGUUGUAUGUGUAAAUUAUAUUAAAAACAAAUAUUUUCCAAUCAUUUUACAUACAAAUUAUUAAAAUAAAUUUGAUCAUGUGAAUGUUUACAGUAAUCAGAUUAGAGUUUUUUUUUUCUUUUUUAUUGAA
This is a messenger RNA of Xyrauchen texanus (razorback sucker), 2764 nucleotides long. Its product is annotated as regulator of G-protein signaling 20-like. The transcript has 5 exons. The coding region runs from base 223 to 1020 and encodes 265 amino acids. Lineage: Eukaryota; Metazoa; Chordata; Actinopteri; Cypriniformes; Catostomidae. The record is from RefSeq and is a predicted model, not a curated record.